AUGAAUAGAAAUGGACUUGAAAAAAUUUGUAAUUAAGCUACAAAUUUUUGGAAAUAAUAAUUCAUUCCAUCACCUAAAUAAGAUUAAGAUGUUUCAACUAAUGUUGGAUCUAAUAUCUUAGAAGAAUAAUCUAUUUUUGAGAUAUCUGCCAAAAAAACCGAAUAAUAUCUCUUUCCUGAUAUUGAAAGAUAUCACUUUAAUAUUGAAAAAUGUGAAUAACAAUUUCCAUAAGAUUUAUUAUAACAACCUCAAUAAUUCGAAUUGGAAGAUAAUUAUGAAGCAGAAGCUAGUUGUUCAUAAUGUUCAGAUUGUUAAAGCAAAAGAAAAGACAAAAAAAAAUUAAAACCAAGAUCUUGCAAAUCAAGUAAUUAUAUUAACUAUAUAAUAGCAAAAUAAAGAUUUACAAUAUCUGAAGAGGCAUUCAUUAUGGAAUAAACUAGAAAAGGAACUAGCUUUACAGAUAUUGCAUAAUAAAUACCAGGCUCAACUGUCAAUUAAGUCAAACAUCAUCUUCUAAAAAAACUAAAAAUUUGUAGUAAAAACACUGAUCUUUAAGGAGAUAAUAUUGCUGAAAUUAUCUUAAAAAUAUAAUAAUUAUAACAGUAAUCAGUAUUAAUAUUUUAGAAAUGAGAAUAUAGAUAAUGCUGUUAAAAUUUAAGAACUCAGAUAACAUAUAUCAUUUAUAGAAAAUCAUUUGCAUCACACUAAGUAAAUGAUUCUAUAAAAAUAUAUGAUGUUAUUUCAAUAAUAAUGA
Molecule: messenger RNA, 754 nt
Organism: Paramecium pentaurelia
Lineage: Eukaryota; Ciliophora; Oligohymenophorea; Peniculida; Parameciidae
Source: the annotation of a GenBank genome assembly